Molecule: messenger RNA, 1523 nt
Organism: Schistocerca nitens (vagrant locust)
Lineage: Eukaryota; Metazoa; Arthropoda; Insecta; Orthoptera; Acrididae
Product: hyaluronan mediated motility receptor-like
Exons: 3
Coding region: 78-1523 (481 amino acids)
Molecular function (GO): hyaluronic acid binding
Source: RefSeq, a predicted model, not a curated record
CUAAAGAGUUAUCCAAAACUAAAUUUUCCCUACAGAUAAGUCAAGAUAAAUGUGUUUUGAAUAAUGAGCUUGAACUGAUGAAAGAAACAUUGCAACCCAAAAAGAUAAAAUAUCAGGAACUCAAGAAUUCACAUGAUGAAGAGUACAGGAUGCUGGAAGAAUCCCACAGGAGACUUAAUGAAACAUUCAAUUAUCUUAAACAGCGUUCAAAAAAAUUGCAACGUGACUGGGAAUCUCAAUUGUUGGAAGAGCAAGCUAUAAAUUCUGACUUAUCAUCAAAGGUUGCACAAAAACAGCAGAUGAUACUUAUGUUACAGGGUGAACUUUCAUCAUUGGAAGUUGAGUUUGAGGACUGCAAAGCAGAACGUGAUAAAAUGGUCAGUGAGCAUAACAUAGAAAAGGCUGCAUUGCUGUGUGAAUAUAGCAAAAAUAUUGAAAAGCUUGAAAAACAGAUAGAACAGAUAGAAAGCAGGCAUUCUGUAGAAAAGCUUGCUCUUGAGGAACAGCUUAGAAACUUGGAGACAGAUUGCACAGAAUAUAAGAUGGCAAAAACUAGUUUUGAAGCUGUGCUGAGUGCCAAGGAAAUGGAAGUCUCAGAGUUGAUUGCAGAGUGUGAAAUCCAGAAAGCAGAGUAUGCUGACAUGAAACUGAAACAUGAUAAAGAUUUUAAGAUCUUAUUAGAGCGAUUAGAAACUGCAUCACAAGAGCAAGAUGCAAACAUUCAAGAACUCCAGAUGCGAUUGCAGGCAAGUGAAAAAGAACUCUUACAAACCCAAAGUUCUUUGGAGCAGCAGGAAAAGUCCUACAAAGAACGCAUAUCCGAGCUAGAGGAUGCACUGAAAAAGAAACUUGAAGCAGAAACAAAAAAUAAGAUUGAUAAAUGUAAACUUGCUGAGCUUGAAAACACUGCGGUGGAAUUGAGAUUGAAGUUGACGACUGCAGAGGACCAAUUUAACAGGCAGUUGCAAGAAUAUGAAGAAAGAGCUCUACGUGCAGAGAGACAGUGUUGUCAGCUAGAAGCUCUAGUGGGACCAUUCAGAAAGCAGUUGGAGAGCUUUCUGACAGAACGAAGAGAAAUUCUAAGAGGAAAGGCCGAAACAGAGGACGAGCUGCGAAAUCUAGCUCUGAAAUUUGGUCAUCAGAAUCGCAAACAGAAAGUAAAAUAUGUUGUUCAGUUACAAGAGAAGAAUAUGGAACUUCGUGAGGAAGUGGAAAAACUGAGAUCACAGGCUCGUGCUCAGAAGGCUACAGUGGACAAAUUGAAGUCUGAAUUGACAGCCUCAGCCCGUAAAGAAGUGGGUACUACUACUGCAGCCAGGCAAAUUCUUAAGAAUAGGGAUAACAGUCCCGGGAAGAAACCUCCAAAGGGAAAAGAUGGUGGUGCACGGCAUGUACCAGUGGGAAAAGAGAACAGCCCCAUUCAUACUAACUUCGUAUGUAGUCUAGAAAAUAGUCCAUCAGACAUGUUACCUGUUGCAAUGUCUACACCGAAAGCAUUCGUUGACAGAGGAAAUAAUGCCUGA